AAACCCGCCAUUGACGAACUUGGCGUAAGACGACGGCUCGACUCGCGUCUACAGUCGCCCACUGUAGAGACAACAGAGCGCUGCUUGAGGACUGCCGAUGGAAGCACUCCAUUGAAGUCCUACUCUGAUCCAACAUCCUCACCCUCCAAGCCAAUCAACGCCAGCCACCAUCGCCGCGACCUUCGGCUGUAACAGUCUCGGCCUCGCUCAGCCCGCCAUGGGUCAGAAGCGUCGACGCCUAGCCCUUUCCUGUGUGGCCUGUCGAAAACGCAAAGUGAAAUGCGACCGAACUUACCCGACGUGUGUACGCUGUCAGAAAGGUGCUGUCGCCUGCGACUACGUAUCAUACACAUCCAAGAAUGGUGAAGCCUUAUCCACGCCCGAUGACGAAAAUCCGCAUUUGCGCAGGGACUCCUCGGUCGCGUCAUGGACUGAGGAAGCCCAUGUGUGGCAUUCCCGCGCAAAGGCACGAGAUGAUCAGGCUCGAACGCAGGAGGACGUUGUCAACCCUUCCACCCAGUCGAAGAAUCCGCCAACACCAAAACCCUUACAGGAACUUCAGGAACGUGUAUUGGAACUCGAGACCCAUAUAAGGACAGCAGGCCGACGCCUUCCACCUUCUCUCCAGUUCCCAUCUGAAAAGCUGCUACCGGCCAUUGCGGGAGGCGCGCCGGCGGAGCAGGACCUUGAACGGGCGCUGCUUCGGGGGCGCGCUUUCAAGACGCAAUACUUUGGUCCGAGCCACGGAGCAAGCAUUUUGCUACAAUUCGAAGAACUGUCCGCCUUUGUCGUAGACAUUCUCCACCGACUACCCACACUCGAGAAGGCCAGGAGUGAUUGGAAGCAGUAUCGACGAAACAUUCCCGCUUCGAUAGUCCUUCCGGAUCACGACACGCUGUUAUCCUUGAUUCCUGAUCAAUCUACCACUGACAGUCUGGUACGGUUAUAUUUCGAAGUCUUGGAGACCACCUACCGAGUGUUGCACGCGCCGACGUUCUUCCGACAGUACAAGGAGUUCUGGGCUCCCACACCAGCCGAGGUUCCAGAAGCAUCUGACUCUACACCCUCGGAGACCUCUACAGCAUUCGUGGUUCAACUCCUCCUUGUGUGUGCAUGUGCGAACGCUCUGGUACAGCGCGGUAAGCCUGUCUACAUUGGGCCCAGUUCGAUCCUCCGUGAUGAUGCCAUCAAAUGGAUCGAAGUCUGUGAGACCUGGCUUGACCUGCAGAGCCAGAAGCACAUGACUAUCGAGGUAUUCCAAGUCCAGGUACUCAUGCCCAUCGCAAAGAGAGUAAACGGUGUCAAGCACAAGCGCAUAUGGACGGUCGCUGGUCAUCUACUAAGGCUUGCCAUGACUAUUGGCCUGCACCGAGAACCCACAUUUCUCAGCAAGAAGAUCUCAGUGUUUGACCAAGAGAUGCGCCGGAGGUUGUGGUUCACCAUCUUGGAACUAGAACUUCAGGCAAGCCUUGAUAGGGGCAUGUGUGCCAGCCUUGGACCUUUCGACUGGGAUUGUCUGCCUCCAGUGAACCUCCACGACGAAGAGUUUGACCCGUCCACAGAGAAGUUGCCGCCGCCUCGGCCCAUUACCGAAUUCACCAGGACAUCAUUCCUCUGCCUAGCACAGAAACACCUCCCCUUGAGGCUGGAACUCGUGUCCAGGCUCAACAGCGUCAGACCAUACAUCGAAGACGACGCGGCUAUCGAGCUUGAUCGAACGAUCAGGAAAUACUUGGACGACAUUCCACAGUGGCCAGCUUAUGCGGCGAAAAUCGCGUCUCAACCUUUGUCAGAACUGGUACUCUAUGAGUUUCUGCUGCAAAUACACCAGCCAGUCGCAGCACAGACCGAUUCUCAAGCAAGACACUUCUUUUCCAGAGUCGCUCGCCGAAAUGCAGCGCUGUCCAUCGCCAGAAUAUACUCUGAGAUGCGUCCGAAUGCGGCAUUGGUGUUCGUCAGUCUCCGAGAUGAUCUUUUCCGCGCGCUGCUUGGACUUUGCGUCAUCACAAUCAUGGAGAUGAACUCAAAGGAGUAUCUGACACAGGAUACUACUGCUACUGUCAAGCUCAUAGGACAAGGGGUGGAUAUUAUGGAAGAGCGCCUCCGACAACUUGGACAAGGUUUUCAUCCGUACUGGCUCACGUCCAGUGCACUCGCACUGCUACAAUCCAAGAUCUCUGCGCACAAGUCCCCUGAGACUCAUGCGCAAGAGACUGCCGACCGGGUUGCCAGGCUUCAUCGUGAGAUGAUGGAGUCUCAGAAGGUAAAUCCGAGCCACUGGCAGCCACUGAACGGCGUGGACCCUACAAUCAACAAUACGGCGAACGCGCUCCUUGGCAUGAGUGGCCAACGGACUGCCCCCAUGCCUGAAGUUGAUCCGUUCGUGCCGAUAGACGGGCAGUUCAACGCGUUCUCGGACACAUUGUUCGACUUUGACAUGACUGAUAUAUGGGGUAUGAGCAAUUAUGGACAGUUUCGGUGACGUGGCGGCCUCUGGCAAGGAGUCGGUGGGCACUGGAGCCUCAAGGCAGUGUCGAUGGAUUGCGGGACUGAGCAUGGUGCCAUGAUGAGGGACAAGAGAUCCUCAUUGUAUCCUCUGCAAGAGCUGUUUGUCAACAAGGGUAGUAACAGUCACCCAAUACGAUCUCCUUUCUACACCUUUCAAAUGCUUCACCGAUCGUUUAUCAAACAUAGGGCAGCAACCACUCAACAAGGUCAAGUUGUAGUGAGGUCACGUGGUAUUACUGCCAAGCAUUCUAGAAAUUUUCUUCCUCGGCAAAGUUACUCUUCAUAGCGUCUGCUUAUCGCUAGUGGCUGCGGCUGCCUUCUUUUCCCAA
Messenger RNA from Exophiala viscosa, 2837 nucleotides. RefSeq lists its product as uncharacterized. Gene Ontology annotation, biological process: DNA-templated transcription; regulation of transcription by RNA polymerase II. The record is from RefSeq and is a predicted model, not a curated record. The transcript has a single exon. Gene Ontology annotation, cellular component: nucleus. Gene Ontology annotation, molecular function: zinc ion binding; RNA polymerase II cis-regulatory region sequence-specific DNA binding; DNA-binding transcription activator activity, RNA polymerase II-specific. Lineage: Eukaryota; Fungi; Ascomycota; Eurotiomycetes; Chaetothyriales; Herpotrichiellaceae. Bases 218 to 2482 code for a protein of 754 amino acids.